Messenger RNA from Cimex lectularius (bed bug), 1828 nucleotides. Its product is annotated as probable tRNA (uracil-O(2)-)-methyltransferase. The transcript is spliced from 5 exons. The record is from RefSeq and is a predicted model, not a curated record. Gene Ontology annotation, molecular function: tRNA (uridine) methyltransferase activity; metal ion binding. The coding region runs from base 55 to 1770 and encodes 571 amino acids. Gene Ontology annotation, biological process: tRNA methylation. NCBI's taxonomy places the organism in Eukaryota, Metazoa, Arthropoda, Insecta, Hemiptera, Cimicidae.
AGUAUGAAGUUACAUAGUAUCAUCUAAAUAAUACAGAAUACAGAUGGUGAAAACAUGUUGACUCUCAUAGGUACAGCAGAGUUGCCUGUAGGUGACAACAGGUUUUGGAAGUACAUGGAUAUAUGGAUCUCCAAGCCAUUCUUCUACUUGCGCAACUGCGGCGGUGUUGAGUUUAUAUUCCUCAACUUCGAGCCUUACUUCUGCUCGGAUUUCAUCAGGAAGUUGCAAGCCGAAAAGGAAAACAUCACGAGCUACAACGAUCUCAGGGAUCGCAUCAAGUGCAUCGAGGCUCAGCUCAUUACUCGCGAGGCCUCCGUCGCCAACUUGGCUACGAACAUCUCCACCCAGAGAUAUCUCAUGGUCAGAAUCGCAUAUCUUAAAAAUGGCCUCUAUUGUCCUGAUCUCGUCGAAACAAUAAAUUGCAAUUUCCUGAAGAAUCAAGUAAUCUUCACAAAAGCGUUGAAGAAAUAUCAGUCGUAUAAGGAACUGCACUGCUAUGAGGUGGGACUUAACAGAAACACCAUAGAGUUCUAUGUGCCGGAUUUUUACGCUGACUGCGAAGAAAUGAAAAGGCUUUGUAAAAUAAUGUGCACCAAGGUCAGACUUUGGAAAUCGCAGGAUAUAAGCAACCAUCAGCAGAUCACCACUCAUAAACUCGUACAGCCUGAGCCUUACAUAGAGCUAUACAACAGGCUAAAGAAGAAAUAUGCAGAACCUGUUAUGAAGAUGUGGACAGAAUCAACAGAUCCUAAAAAGGCAAUUCAUCAGGCUAUAUCUAUUGCAACAUACCUUAUACUUAUCUGGGGAGAGAAGCGUCAAACUUUCAUCGAUCUUGGGUGUGGAACAGGCCUUCUCGUUCAUAUACUCAACAGUGAGAAUCACAAAGGAAAAGGGUUGGAUGUCCGUUCAAGGAAAAUUUGGGCAUUAUACCCACCAACUACUGUGCUUGAAGAAUCAACGAUUUCCCCUACAGAUGUUUAUCCAGGUGUUGACUGGUUGAUUGGAAACCACUCGGAUGAAUUGACACCCCUCAUACCACCAAUGGCUGCUAAGAGUUCGUUCAGGACAAAUUUCUUCUUACUGCCAUGCUGUACAUAUGAUUUCAAUGGCAAGAAGUAUCAACGGUUCGACGUCGAGCAAAGCCAGUACAGGAGUUAUCUAGACUAUAUUGAGAAAGUGUGUGAAAAGUGCGGUUUUGUAGUAGCCAGAGAUAGAAUGAAGAUACCGUCGACAAAAAGGAUCUGCUUUGUGAGCCAGGGGAGGAAUUACAAAGAAGAAGAACAUGAAGAAAACGUUAAAACAGUUGAUGAGCUUUUGAAGGAGAAAUGUCAAAAGUUCGAUGAAAAUAGUGGCACCUGGGUAACCGACGUGAAAUCGCGUGAGGCCAAAGAAAAGGUCAGAAACUGCACGCAGCUCGAUAAAAAUCUAGUCAACGACAUCGUUUUAAAAGUGGCACAAAUGAUCCUAGAAUCCCCACGCGCCGAUUCGUCCUGGAAUGAAGGGAAUUUUAUCUCCAUUCGAGAAAUUAUAAAAAGUAUUCCUCCAGAGUGGUUGGCCAAGCUCAAAAACGAAUGUGGUGGACUUCAGACUUUGUUGAGGAAUCAGCACUUUUUAUUUUUGAUCGUUAAGGGUGAAGUGAAGUUCCGGAAGCCCGUAGAGAAAAACCCUCGUCCAACCACCUGGAAGCAGAAGCAGUGUUGGUUUUUUAAGAACCACCCUCAGUCCUGUCCUUUAGAUGAUGAUAAAUGUUCCUUCAUACACGAAAAAUGAUUUUUUUUUUCUAUCUAAAGAAAAGAAAAACUGUAUAAUAUUCUUACAAUGUUUAUAC